UAAUCGAGUGUUUUUCUUUUCGUAAUCCCACCAAACCCAUUUCUGAACAGGACAAGGAGGAGUAGCAAAAUGUGUGAAGAAAUUGAUACCUUUUGUUCCUGAAGGUAUAAGUAAAUACCACAUAUAUUCAAAAGACUAAAUACUCAAAGCUUCAGGCAAGCUCUUCAAGUCUCGCCCAGCGUUUCUGUGCACUCUGGAACUAUGGCUUCCUCUCAUUUUCUCUGCCAUAGCCCCAUCUUCCACCCAUCUCCCAAUAUUAUUGAAAAUCGCAGUCUCUCUUCGUUCAGGUCACAUGGGUCCUCUUUUUUUGACUCAAAGUCUAGAAAUCAAAGGACCCCAUUUGUCAGACUCAUGGUUUCUGCCAGAAAACAAGUAGAGAUAGUGUACAAUCCUGAUGAAAGGAUAAACAAGCUGGCAGAUGAGGUGGACAAGGAAGCCGCUCCGGUUUCAAGGCUCACUCUAUUCUCACCUUGCAAGAUAAAUGUUUUCUUGAGAAUAACUAACAAAAGGGAAGAUGGGUUUCAUGAUUUGGCAUCUCUCUUUCACGUAAUAAGCCUUGGAGAUGUAAUUAAGUUUUCUUUGUCACCCUCAAAAGCUCAAGAUCGUUUGUCAACCAAUGUGCCUGGGGUCCCCCUUGAUGAUAGAAAUUUGAUUAUUAAGGCCCUUAACCUUUACAGAAAGAAGACUGGUAGCAACAAUUUCUUUUGGAUUCAUCUUGACAAGAAGGUGCCCACAGGAGCAGGGCUGGGUGGUGGAAGCAGCAAUGCUGCUACUGCACUCUGGGCAGCAAAUCAGUUUAAUGGUUUUCUUGCCACCGAGAAGGAACUCCAAGAAUGGUCGAGUGAGAUUGGUUCAGAUGUUCCCUUCUUUUUCUCUCAAGGAGCAGCCUAUUGUACUGGUCGAGGUGAGGUUGUUCAAAAUAUUCCUCCACCGCUACCAUUCGACCUUCCAAUGGUUCUUAUAAAGCCCCAACAGGCAUGUUCAACAGCUGAAGUUUACAAGCGCCUUCAAUUGGAUAGAACUAGUAAGGCUGAUCCUGUAACUUUGCUGGAGAAAAUUUCAAGGAAUGGAAUAUCACAGGAUGUUUGCAUCAAUGAUUUAGAACCUCCAGCGUUUGAAGUUCUUCCAUCUCUUAAAAGAUUAAAACAGCGUGUACUUUCAGCAAGCUGUGGACAAUAUGGUGCUGUUUUUAUGUCUGGAAGUGGAAGCACUAUUGUUGGGAUUGGUUCUCCAGAUCCUCCCCAAUUCGUUUAUGAUGAUGAUGAAUAUAAAGAUGUGUUUUUGUCAGAGGCCAACUUUCUCACUCGUGAAGAAAAUAACUGGUAUACAGAACCUGCUUCGAGAAGUGCUUGUGGCUCAUCCUCCCAUUUUUCCCAGUCAAUUGAGUGAUUCACUCCCUCACUCACAGAGAAAGUUGCAAUAUUGUUCAUAUUAUUUAAUGCAGUUCAUUCCAACUAUUAUAGGUUGAGAAUAUAGAAUUUCACAUUGAGGGUUACAAGUCAUGACUAAAUAUAUUAGAUUUUGAGCAUUUUCAAGCGUUAAACAUUAGUAUUGAGAA
Messenger RNA from Prunus avium (sweet cherry), 1558 nucleotides. RefSeq names its product 4-diphosphocytidyl-2-C-methyl-D-erythritol kinase, chloroplastic. Gene Ontology annotation, cellular component: chloroplast. Gene Ontology annotation, biological process: terpenoid biosynthetic process. NCBI's taxonomy places the organism in Eukaryota, Viridiplantae, Streptophyta, Magnoliopsida, Rosales, Rosaceae. Gene Ontology annotation, molecular function: ATP binding; 4-(cytidine 5'-diphospho)-2-C-methyl-D-erythritol kinase activity. The record is from RefSeq and is a predicted model, not a curated record.